Molecule: messenger RNA, 753 nt
Organism: Hansenula anomala
Lineage: Eukaryota; Fungi; Ascomycota; Saccharomycetes; Phaffomycetales; Wickerhamomycetaceae
Gene: SEC53
Product: phosphomannomutase SEC53
Exons: 1
Coding region: 1-753 (250 amino acids)
Biological process (GO): mannose metabolic process; GDP-mannose biosynthetic process; protein N-linked glycosylation
Cellular component (GO): cytosol
Molecular function (GO): phosphomannomutase activity
Source: RefSeq, a predicted model, not a curated record
AUGUCAUUCCAACACAAAGAAAAACCAGAUACCUUAGUCUUAUUCGACGUCGAUGGUACUUUAACCCCAGCUAGAUUAACCAUCUCACCAGAAUUCAAACAAUUAUUAGCUGACUUGAGAAAAAAAGUUGUUAUCGGUUUUGUUGGUGGUUCUGAUUUACAAAAACAAGUUGAACAAUUAGGUGCAAAUGUCUUGAAUGAAUUUGACUACUGUUUCUCUGAAAACGGUUUAACUGCUUAUAAAUUGGGUCAACAAUUAGCUUCUCAAUCAUUUAUUGGUUGGAUUGGUGAAGAAAAAUACAAUGAAUUAGCUAAAUUCAUCUUGGGUUAUUUAGCAAACAUUGACUUACCAAAAAGACGUGGUACUUUCAUUGAAUUCAGAAAUGGUAUGAUUAAUGUUUCACCAAUUGGUAGAAAUGCUUCCACUGCUGAAAGAAAUGAAUUUGAACAAUAUGAUAAAGAACAUAAAAUUAGAGAAAAAUUUGUUCAAGCUUUAAAAGACAAAUUCCCAGAUGUUGCUUUAACUUACUCUAUUGGUGGUCAAAUCUCAUUUGAUGUUUUCCCAACUGGUUGGGAUAAAACUUAUGCCUUACAACAUGUUGAACAAGAAGGUUUCAAAGAAAUUCAUUUCUUUGGUGAUAAAUCUUAUAAAGGUGGUAACGAUUACGAAAUUUACGAAGAUCCAAGAACUAUUGGUCAUGCUGUCAACAGCCCAGAUGAUACCGCUAGAAUCUUGAAAGAAUUAUUCUUUUAA